Molecule: messenger RNA, 2244 nt
Organism: Trichosporon asahii var. asahii CBS 2479
Lineage: Eukaryota; Fungi; Basidiomycota; Tremellomycetes; Trichosporonales; Trichosporonaceae
Exons: 3
Coding region: 1-2244 (747 amino acids)
Biological process (GO): regulation of transcription by RNA polymerase II
Cellular component (GO): transcription regulator complex; PcG protein complex
Molecular function (GO): DNA-binding transcription factor activity, RNA polymerase II-specific; RNA polymerase II cis-regulatory region sequence-specific DNA binding
Source: RefSeq, a predicted model, not a curated record
AUGUCUUCACGCUCCUCUACACCACUACAGCUCGUCAACGACAGCAACCAUGUCGGCCCGGGCCACGACUUCCUCGUGCGCCCCUUUGUUUGCAAGUACGACCACUGCGACCGCGCGUUCGCCCGCAAGAGCGACCUCGCGCGUCACUUCCGUAUCCACACAAACGAGCGUGAGUUGACAACUUCGACUGCCUUGCUAACUUCCAGCACUGGUGAGCGCCCCCACCACUGUGAAACCUGCAACAAGGCUUUCGCCGACUCGUCUUCUCUCGCUCGUCACCGCAGGAUCCACACCGGAAAACGCCCUUACGGAUGCAAGGUUCCGGGCUGUGGCCGCCAGUUUGCUCGCCGCAACACCUACCUCAAGCACUUCAAGAGGCAGCACCCCGAUCUUCCUCCUCCCACCUCUAGCUCUGUCCGCGCUCUUCACGUGCCCAACUACCGCCCCACAGGCUUCAUCCCCGGUGCGCCUGGUGCGAUUCCCGCUCCUGGCAGCGACUCGCAGGACUACAGCGCCAACUCGUCGGUGUCUGGUCACCCUCACGCCUUCGCCGCCUCUCACCCGCCAGAGGGCGCGGCGUACUACGGCGGCGGGUUUGUCAACGGACAACUCCACAGCAGCCAGCUCGCCGCUCCCGGUGGUGGCGCCCGCCUCUUCUUCCACCCGACUGACCCCGCCGGACAGGGCGCCUACCCCGGACUUCAGCACCACACUCCCCAGGGAGACGCGUCAAACCCGAGCCACCAGACCAGCCCCUCUGACCGCACCCCCGGCGGCGACCUCCAGGGCAACAGCAACGGCCUCACCUACGGCAACGACCAGACCGCUCAGAACGGUCAGCUCGUCAGUCCGGACUACACCAACGGCACCGAGUCCGUGUUUGCGAACCAGGAAGCGGUCGCGCGCAUGAACGGCGGCGGCAACGGCUUCAUGUUCAUGAAGCACGACCCGCACACCCUCCGCCAGUACGGCGCCCCGAUGCCGAUGGUUGGCGCCCCUUGGGUCGGUGGGGGUUUUGCUCCCGGCCAGCUGUCGAUCCCUUCGCAGCUCCCCCUCCAGCCCUCGUACUACCCUAAUGGCCAGCCCAAGAUGGAGAAUGGCAAGAUGCCCAACGGUCGUCUGUGCCAGUCGCCUCUGUCUGAGCGCGCUGCCAGCCCCGACCUUGUCGACAUCAACUCUGUCCCGACGAUCAAGUUCCAGCAGCCCCCCAACGGCUACGGAAACAUGCAGUUCUCGGUCGACUCGCACGGCAGCAUGGUUUCUCCCCUCACCACCGCCUCGAUGAUGCCCGGCACUCAGGGCCAGUUACACGCUGUUCCUCCCCACAUGCAGCGCUUCCACUCUGCUCCCGGCAUGCCCAUGAACCACUCUUGGAGCAACCCCGACCCCUUCAAGUGCUCGACUCCGGGUUUUGAGCAGCGCCCUCCUCAGCAGCAGCCGCCCUCAGUCCAGCCGCGAAGGAGUGAAGACGCCAACAGCACUCAAUGGGACGAGAACGCCGACGGCCAGACGAUGAGCCGGGAAAACUCUGCAAACGGAAACGACGACGCCUCUUCGAGCAAGGACGCCAAUGAACCCGCUCAACAGUCCAAGGUCGAGUGGGGACAAGCCCCCUCGUACCCUAAUGUUUCUGGUGUAGUUCCUCGUGGCUCGAUCCGUAUGUCUUCGGCCGCGUCAACCGCUUCGACGACCUCUUCGCUCAUGAACGUGACUCAGACUCCUCAAGGUCUCCCUCCUAUCAGUAUCUUCCCUCUUGGUGGCCAGGCGGGUCAGUUCAACAACCUCUCGUUCCCCAUGGGUCACCAAUGGCAGCAGCCUUUGCAAAAGCCGGAAGCCAUGACUCCGACCGUGAUCGGUAAGCCGAUGUUCGGCAACCCGCACAUGGAAGAGCAACUCGACGAGCAGACCAUCACUCUCGGAAGCCCCGUCCAGCACAAGGACCCUUCUCAGCGCGAUCGUCAAGUUAGCGGAGUCUCGGCUGUCGGAUUAGGUAUUGCCAACGUUACCUUUGACGAGAGCGGACUCGACGUCAAGGAGGAGCAGUGGGCUCCGUCCGAGAUUGGAACCGAUGGGGAGGACGAGCUCGAGUCGGAGGAGGAUGACGAGGACAACGACUCGGAUGACGACUUCAUGCCCGGCGCCAACGGCAAGAAGCGCGGCGCCACUACCACUGGUGCCAAGCGUGGCCGUGGCCGCUCCGUUCUCGGUCGGCCAGCUCUCAAGCAGAGGCGUAUCUCUGCCUAA